This is a messenger RNA of Candidozyma duobushaemuli, 642 nucleotides long. RefSeq lists its product as uncharacterized. The record is from RefSeq and is a predicted model, not a curated record. The transcript has a single exon. NCBI's taxonomy places the organism in Eukaryota, Fungi, Ascomycota, Pichiomycetes, Serinales, Metschnikowiaceae. The coding region runs from base 1 to 642 and encodes 213 amino acids.
AUGAGGACUUCUUUCCACAUUGCAUCCACAGGACCACUUCUAACGGUCAAACAUAGGAUUUCCCACUUACUGCCCGUGGAGGACCUUCUCAAACUUCCGAAGAGAACGGCCCUUCUCGCCACAUACAAGCAUUUCUUUCGUCUACGGCACCUUGUCUUAGAUAAGCCAUAUCAAGAACAACAGUAUGUUCAGCUGCUUAGAAGACGCUUUUCUCGAGGCGACUUCAAUCUAAGAAGAAAUAAAGUGCUAGGAGUAAGCGAACUUCUUUCACAUGAAGAUCUUAUUAGAAGAAUUGCUGCCACAUACACGUUUGUCUUUAAUGCUACUUGCAACGUGACUGACGAACCUCCACCAGUCAAAACAUACGAUGACGUGAAAGCUGCCAAUAAGCCACAUCUAGAAACUAGCAUCCUCGAGACGAUCCUUAAAAUGGAAGAAGGAGCAUCACCAAAACUUCUCCAUGAUUCCGAAUAUACCUGGUACGAUAAGGCGUGCGAAAGAGAGAAGGAACUAUGCCUGGGGACCAUUGACGCCAGUCGAGCCAAAGAGCUCAAUCGUACGAGAGAAGUUGUUGAUAUCGGAUACGCAGAUUACGAAAGAACCGUCAUGGCUCUCAAUGAGUCACUCGGUCUCUGUCUCUAA